Chionomys nivalis (European snow vole) is the source of this 987-nucleotide messenger RNA. It is a transcript of the gene Aipl1, whose product is annotated as aryl hydrocarbon receptor interacting protein like 1. Bases 1 to 987 code for a protein of 328 amino acids. The transcript is spliced from 6 exons. Gene Ontology annotation, molecular function: protein binding; peptidyl-prolyl cis-trans isomerase activity. The record is from RefSeq and is a predicted model, not a curated record. Lineage: Eukaryota; Metazoa; Chordata; Mammalia; Rodentia; Cricetidae.
AUGGACGUCUCUCUACUCCUCAAUGUGGAGGGUGUUAAGAAGACCAUUCUGCACGGGGGAGUAGGAGAACUCCCUAACUUCAUCUCUGGCUCCCGGGUGACGUUUCAUUUCCGAACCAUGAAGUGUGAUGAGGAGCACACAGUGAUAGAUGACAGCAGACAGGUGGGCCAGCCCAUGAGCAUCAUCCUCGGAAAUAUGUUCAAGCUGGAGGUGUGGGAGACGCUGCUGACGUCCAUGCGGCUCGGGGAAGUGGCCGAGUUCUGGUGCGACACCAUCCACACAGGAGUCUACCCUAUGUUGUCUCGCAGUCUACGGCAGGUGGCUGAGGGCAAGGACCCCACCGGAUGGCAUGUGCACACGUGCGGGUUGGCCAACAUGUUCGCAUACCAUACUCUGGGCUACGAGGACCUGGAUGAACUGCAGAAGGAGCCGCAGCCACUCAUCUUCCUGAUUGAGCUGCUGCAGGUGGAGGCCCCGAGCGAGUACCAGAGGGAGACGUGGAAUCUGAACAAUGAAGAGAGGAUGCAGGCCGUUCCUCUCCUUCACGGGGAAGGCAACAGGCUCUACAAGCUGGGUCGCUACGAUCAGGCUGCCACCAAGUACCAGGAGGCCAUCGUGUGCCUGAGGAAUCUUCAGACUAAGGAGAAGCCCUGGGAGGUGGAGUGGCUGAAGUUGGAGAAGAUGAUCAACACCUUAAUCCUCAACUACUGCCAGUGCCUGCUGAAGAAGGAGGAGUACUACGAGGUGUUGGAGCAUACCAGCGACAUCCUGCGUCAUCACCCAGGGAUCGUGAAGGCCUACUAUGUGCGCGCACGCGCUCACGCAGAGGUUUGGAACGCUGAGGAGGCCAAGGCGGACCUCGAGAAAGUACUGGAGCUGGAACCUUCCAUGCGCAAGGCGGUGCUCAGGGAACUGAGGCAGCUGGAGAGUCGUCUGUCGGACAAGCAGGAGGAGGAGCGGCAGCGCUGCCGGAAUAUGCUGGGCUAG